Messenger RNA from Mesocestoides corti, 1317 nucleotides. NCBI's taxonomy places the organism in Eukaryota, Metazoa, Platyhelminthes, Cestoda, Cyclophyllidea, Mesocestoididae. The record is from the annotation of a GenBank genome assembly.
AUGCGCAUUAUGAAUACUGAAAUGAUUAAAGGUCUUACUACUCCAAAUGACAUGUCGAAUGAUCUUAAAAUGAUCAACACAUAUGUUACGAGUCUACCACUCGGAAACGAAACUGGAAGAUAUUUGGCUCUUGAUCUAGGUGGAACAAAUUACCGACUGCUACUAGUUACAUUUGAGGCACCAAAAACACCUCCAUUAAUUGAAGCAGAUGUGUAUACAAUCUCAAAAGAACUGCAAGUUGGCGACGGGGAAGCUGUAAUAUUUUGCUUUAAUUUAACUAAGACAAAGCUAUUUCAAUUUAUAGCUGGAACGGUUAAGUCCUUUUUGCAAACUCGAAACCUUCAAGACUUAGAAAUUGAUUUGGGAUUCACAUUUUCGUUCCCAGUUAACCAACAGGGUUUGAAUAAAGGAAAACUAAUGCGAUGGACAAAAGGGUUCGAUGUAAAGGGAACCAUUGGAAAGGAUGUAGUUGAACUUUUAAACAGUGCAAUGAAAACUUUGGGUCUAAAAGUCACUUGCCGAGCCCUUGUAAAUGACACUGUUGGAGCAUUGGCAUCCUGUGCAUUUUUAGAUCCGGAAACAGCGAUCGGUCUCAUUGUUGGUACUGGUACUAAUGCGGCCUACGUUGAAAAACUGUCAAAUGCUAAAAAAAUUACCGACUUACCGCCAACCGUCCACUCCGUUGUGAUAAAUACAGAAUGGGGUGCAUUUGGGGAGCAUGGUUGCAUCGAUGAUUUUUCAACUGAAUUCGACAAACAUAUUGAUGUCAACUCCAUAAAUCCUGGAAAACAAAUUUUUGAGAAAAUGAUCAGUGGUAUGUACCUCGGCGAAGUAGUUCGGCUGAUUUUGAGAAAACUUGCCACGGAGGGUAUUAUUUUUGACGGUGCUGUUCCUGAGCGUCUAAACGUUGUUGAUGGAUUCCCUACGUACUUCCUUAGUGAAGUAGAUCGCGAUCCAACGCAUCUCUUCUACAGUACCGAAUAUAUCCUUCGUGAAGCUUUUCAGAUGACCAGAUUUACAACAGAGGACCUAAAGAUUGUCCGUUACGUCUGCAGUUCAGUAGCUAAUCGAGCAGCUAGUUUUGUAGCAGCUGGUAUAGCUUGCUUAUUAAACCGGGUGGACAGGCCUCGGACAACAAUUGCCGUAGAUGGGUCAUUAUUUAAAUUCCAUCCUACCUUCGCUCGCACAAUGGUCGAAGUUAUUACCAAGCUUGUCCCUUCGCGAUGCACGUUCCGGCUCAAAUUAUCCGAAGACGGUAGUGGAAAGGGUGCUGGGGCCUUGGUAGCCGCAGCCAGACGAGAGGCAUUAUCUGAAUAA